GUCGUGGCUUCCUACGAGAGACCUCAGCUGUUGGCUUCCUCACUGCCAGACAGGCUGCUAUCAGUGGAGCUUCAGACCGGCAUCAGCCUCUUCGCUGGGCUCAGUCCGGGAGGCUUUGCGUCACAUUUGCAACCACUUUCACGGUCCGAACUGGCUUUGGGGGCAAACCCCAAUCUGCAGCGAGACUCCGUGCCCGCAUCAGGACACGUCCUGUUAACGUUUGCGAGGUACUUGGCACUCUUCUGAAUGAUGGGUCGUGGAUGAACGAGGUUGACUGGCGCUUAGCCCCAGCUGAGCUGCCGCAG
This is a messenger RNA of Symbiodinium necroappetens, 305 nucleotides long. The record is from the annotation of a GenBank genome assembly. NCBI's taxonomy places the organism in Eukaryota, Dinophyceae, Suessiales, Symbiodiniaceae.